AUGGUCGCGGAGGUGGCGUGCGACUUAGCGUCGCACGCACAGGCUUUGCGCGACGCGUUGGCGCAGUCGCAGAGCAAUAAUGAUCGCCUGGCAGACAUUUUAGGGUCGUUCGACCAGCGGCUCUCGGCCUUAGACACGGCCAUGCGACCGACUCAGGAGCGCACAUAUGCCAUCCGCAAGGCGCAUGUCAACGUGGACAGGGCGCUCAAGGCUGCUGAGGUGGUGCUGGAGAAGUAUGACGUGGCAAGACAGGUGGAGGAGCGCAUUAAAGAAGGUCCCAAGAACGCAUUGGACCCAUACUUGGCAGCUAUUGCGCGGCUGCACGAGGGCGUGGCGUACUUUGAGGCGCACCGGUCGUUCAAGAGCGCGGAGGCGGCUCUCGCCCACUCCAAGGCGCUGCUGAGGGAGGCCCACCACCGCCUGGAGGAUGUUCUGCGGCAGCAAUUGCUGCAGUAUACAGGAGUCACUAUUGCGCUCGGAGAUGUGACCAUCUUCAAUGAGGUUGCGAUCAAACUAGCCGUGGAGCUCGGUGCGUUUGGAGCAACCAAGGAAGGCAACGUCCUUUGCAAGGAUGCAGACCCUGCAAAGCUGCUAAACACGUGUAAGCAGGGCGAGGAGGCGGCGGGCGGGGAGGGCGAGAAGGAGGGGGCCGGGCUGCCGGCGGGCGACCGCAUUCGCCAGCUGGCAGAGGCGCUCAUUCGGAUUGGCCGGGCCGAUAACUGCCUCAAGAUCUACACCGAGGUGCGAGGGACGAUGGUGGAGGCGGGGUUGAAGCGCAUUGCCGUGGAGAAGCUCACGCGCGAGCAGAUGGACGGCAUGUCCUGGGGGGAGCUGGAGAAGCGCAUUGAGGGGUGGCGACGGCAGACAAGGCUGGCGGUGCAUGUGGUGUUCAUGGCAGAGCGAGAGCUGUGCGAAACUGUUUUAGCCGGGCUGGAGCCGCACACAGGCAAGGCGUUUGCGGACCUGGCAGGGCUCACGCUGGGCAUGCUGUUUGGGUUCGGGGAGGCGGUGGCGCGCAGCAAGAAGUCCCCCGAGAAGGUGUCUGUGCUCAUGGACAUGUACGAGACCAUGCGGGAUCUGAUGCCUCAGGUGGAGGUGGUGUUUGCGGGCUCAGCCUGUGAUGCCAUCCGAGGCAGUGCGCAGCAGCUGCUGCAGCACCUGGCGGCGGCGGCCAAGGAGGCGUUCAACAACUUUGAGCUCGCAGUGGAGAGCGAGGACAGCGACAAGGUGCUGCCUGAUGGCGCCACGCACGGCCUCACCAGCUAUGUCGUCAACUACCUCAAAUACCUCUACGACUACCAGGCGACCAUGCAGGAGCUGUUUGGGCGGGAGAACCUGUUUGGCGAAGCCACCAUCCGCAUCUUUGCGGCGCUGCACGCCAACCUGGAGCGCAAGAGCAAGCUCUACCGCGACCCCGCACUCACCCAGCUCUUCCUCAUGAACAACGUUCACUACAUCGUGCACUCCGUCAGAAAGGGCGAGCUGAAGGAGGUGGUGGGGAAGGACUGGAUCGACCGGCAGCGGCGCAUCGUGCAGCAGCAUGCUGCGGCGUACCAGCGCACUUCGUGGAACAAGAUUUUUGGGCUGCUGACUUCAGCAGGUCUGAACGCGGAUGGCAAGGAGGGCAGCGUGAGCCGCAGCGCCCUCAAAGAGAGAUUCCGUGUGUUCAAUGCAACAUUUGAGGAGCUGCAUCGCACGCAGUGCAUGUGGAAGAUCCCCGAUCCCGAGCUGCGAUCCGCCGUGCAGUUGCAGAUUGCCGAGGUGCUGCUGCCUGCAUACCGCGCCUUCGUGCAGCGAUACACUCCGGUGUUGGAGAGUGGGGGUCGUUUCGGCCGCAGCAGUGAGGCGGCCAGCAAGUACAUUCGCUUCACAGAGGAGGGCCUUGACUCGCUGCUCAACGAGUUCUUCCAGGGCCGGGAGAGCCGCAACAUCCUCCUCACCCAACCCUCCGCUGCCCGCUAG
Messenger RNA from Closterium sp. Yama58-4, 1962 nucleotides. The record is from the annotation of a GenBank genome assembly. NCBI's taxonomy places the organism in Eukaryota, Viridiplantae, Streptophyta, Zygnematophyceae, Desmidiales, Closteriaceae.